Periconia digitata is the source of this 941-nucleotide messenger RNA. The record is from the annotation of a GenBank genome assembly. Lineage: Eukaryota; Fungi; Ascomycota; Dothideomycetes; Pleosporales; Periconiaceae.
GUAUCCUUCCCUGCUUCAUGCAAUGAUUUGUUGAUUUUGCCCAACAUGCUCGUUGACGAUCAACGCCCGCUGUGCCUAUUUUCCCGUCCGUUGAGUGCGGAGACGGUACGUGGUGAGAUAUCGGCUCUGCUUGUUCCAUACAUCAUCAUCCUCCUCCUCCUCCUCCUCCUCAUCAUCAUCAACACCACACCCAUGCCUGCUGAUCUCCCGAUUCGCUGCGAUCCGAAACGCCAAACUCGAACGCCAAGCUUCCCGUUUCGCUCUUAUCCUACGCUUUCCCCGCUGCCCGGCCCAGGCCAGAACAAGGCCGCCGCCCUGCCUGCUCGACUUACUUCUGCAUCCUGCCCGAGUGCACUGUACUGCACACUACACUACUAUGUACACAUCCACCGCUAGUCUCCGCAGCCAUCACAUCAUCAUCAGCACGCUUCAGCCAACCACCACACAAUGCUCAAUUCCCCGAUCAGAAUCAUAUUUGUGAGGCUUAUCAAACUUACCAUUAUACGCCCUUCCGGUCCACCGUUGAUUUCUUGAUCCACGCACUGUUCGCUUCCCCACAGAACUGCCGUCUAUUAAUAACGUCUUUCUUUCCAUGAACAUCAGCAAACUCAUGGUGAGACAUGCCGAUACAACUCCCUUUCCACUCUCACUGGCCUUGCUGCCCAAGACGCUACAUGUCUCUGACACUGAACCGAAUAAUUUCCUAUGUAUAGAUGGACAGAUACAUCUCCACCACAUGGUACUUGAAGGUAGUGAUUACAGAGCAUUAUUGAAACGCGCAGUCGAGAUAGGAGAGACAUUGAGACUAUUGACACACAGUAAUAGCACUAUUUGCCAUCUUUGCUAUUGGCCGAGGAUGAGGACGCAUGGCAAACAAAGCCGCAUCCUUCACAUGCAUUUACCACCAAAAAAAACAAAUGCGCAUCUUGCAGGGACAGUUC